AAUGGAAAGUGUGGAAGGGAGUAUAUAUCUUGCGAUGCCCAUUCUUCUUCUUCCUCGUGUAAAAACUCCAUUCUCGUUGUCAAUGCAUAUACAGUAGCAUCAUUCUCCCAUUCGUAUAUCCGUCAUACUCGGAAUAAGAUUAGGAAACCCUAGAGAAAUUCUUUUGUUUUUCUUGUAAUUGUGUUAGAUAUAAUGGAAGCGAAACCAAAGGUUAACGGCGGCGUAAAAGAUGGAAAACAGAACCGCCGUAUGCCGGCAAUCCAUGGUCCUACCAAUCCAAUGGUUACGCCACUCCUUACAGAUCUUUAUCAGUUCACCAUGGCUUAUGCUUAUUGGAAAGCCGGCAAGCAUAAAGACCGCGCCGUGUUUGACUUAUAUUUCAGAAGGAACCCAUUUUGGUGUUAUCAAAAGAAGACAUUUGCCUUUAUUCGAGAAUGUUUAUCUCCUACAUGUGAGGAUGGCUUCUUCGAGUAUCUUGGAGGAAUCGAUUGUUCUGAUGUUGAAGUAUAUGCUAUUGCUGAGGGAUCUGUCGUAUUCCCUAAAGUACCCUUGAUGAGGAUUGAAGGCCCUGUGGCUGUGGUUCAACUUUUGGAAACUCCUUUUGUGAAUCUUAUAAAUUUUGCUUCUUUAGUCACUACAAAUGCUGCAAGACACCGUUUUGUUGCUGGAAAAAAUAAACUUCUUCUUGAGUUUGGGCUUCGGCGGGCCCAGGGCCCAGAUGGUGGUGUAGGGGCAUCAAGGUAUUGCUACAUGGGAGGAUUUGAUGCAACAAGCAAUUGUGCAGCUGGAAAGUUAUUUGGAAUACCACUUCGUGGGACCCAUUCUCAUGCUUUUGUCAGCUCCUUCACGGGACCUGAUGAGAUUACAGAAAAGUCUCUCAAAAGUCAAGAUGGAUCAAAAGUAUGCAAAGAUUUUGUGAGUCUCACACAGACAUGGUUAAGCAAAUUAAAGAGAUUAAGUUCAUCAGAGGGCGUUUUUGGCGAAACCAAUCAAAGUGAGCUGGCAGCUUUCGUUUCAUACGCCCUUGCGUUUCCCAACAACUUUCUUGCUCUUGUGGACACAUAUGAUGUGAUGAGGAGUGGUGUCCCUAAUUUUUGUGCUGUAGCUCUAGCACUAAACGAUAUGGGAUAUAGAGCAAAGGGAAUUAGAUUAGACUCUGGUGACCUUGCUUACCUGUCAUGUGAAACAAGAAAGUUUUUUCAAACCAUUGAAAAGGAAUUUCAGAUUCCUGAUUUUGGAAACACUGGAAUCACUGCUAGCAAUGAUCUUAAUGAGGAAACAUUAGAUGCUCUAAACAAACAGGGGCAUGAGGUGGAUUCAUUUGGAAUUGGAACAAAUUUGGUGACAUGUUUUGCUCAACCUGCUUUAGGCUGUGUGUUUAAGCUUGUUGAGAUUAAUAACCAGCCGCGUAUAAAAUUAUCAGAAGAUGUCUCAAAGGUAUCGAUUCCGUGUAAAAAGAGGUCUUAUAGAUUGUAUGGGAAGGAAGGUUAUGCACUUGUAGAUAUAAUGUCAGGUGAAAAUGAACCACCUCCAAAGGCAGGGCAAAGGAUUUUAUGUAGACAUCCGUUUAAUGAAUCGAAGAGAGCUUAUGUGGUGCCACAACGUGUUGAGGAUCUUAUCAAGUGUUAUUGGCCUGGAAGUGCAGAGAAAGAAAGAGAAGAAUUGCCAACACUUGUGGAGAUUAGAGAUCAUUGUAUGAAGCAAUUGGAGCAAAUGAGGACAGAUCAUAUGAGAAGAUUGAAUCCAACCCCCUACAAGGUUAGUGUAAGCACAAAGCUGUAUGAGUUCAUUCAUUUUUUAUGGCUGAAUGAAGCACCUGUUGGGGAGUUGCAGUAACAUGCUGUUGCUACUACAUUAAUAGUAAAAUACACAUGACAUCAUACUCAUUCAAGAUGUCUUUACUCAAAAACAUAAUAAUUUUUUAUUUUUAUUUGUGUGAAGGUUUUUUUUUUUUUUGGUUUGUUAUAUAUUUUGACAUGCUUAUAUCAUAUACAUUAAUAAAUGUUUGUAUCCGUU
Molecule: messenger RNA, 2016 nt
Organism: Lactuca virosa
Lineage: Eukaryota; Viridiplantae; Streptophyta; Magnoliopsida; Asterales; Asteraceae
Source: the annotation of a GenBank genome assembly